AUUACUACAAUAAGAGAAGUGUGUGCGAGAAGAAAGUUCUCAUAUUUCAUAACUAUAUCGAAUAACAAAAAAAAAAGAAAUUAAGAAAUGGAGAAAGGUGGACUCGAGCUUGAGAUAACUGAGCUGAGACUAGGUCUUCCGGGGACGGAGAAGAUGAUGAAGAAGAGAGGUUUCACGGAGAUGAUCAUGACGUCUUCGGGAAGUAAUAGUAAUCAAUGUGAAAGCGGCGUCGUUUCAUCAGGUUGUGACGUAGAGAAAGCUAAUGAGUCUCCGGUUGCGAAAAGUCAGGUGGUGGGAUGGCCGCCAGUUUGCUCAUACCGGAGGAAAAACAGCUGUAAGGAAGUUUCAACGACGAGAGUGGGGUUAGGGUAUGUGAAAGUGAGCAUGGAUGGUGUGCCUUACUUGAGGAAGAUGGAUCUUGGUUCGAGCCAAGGUUACGAUGAUUUAGCAUUUGCUCUCGAUAAGCUCUUCGGUUUCCAUGGCAUUGGAGUGGCCUUGAAAGAUGGUGAUAACUGCGAAUACGUGACCAUAUACGAAGACAAAGAUGGAGAUUGGAUGCUCGCGGGAGAUGUACCUUGGGGAAUGUUCAUAGAGUCAUGCAAGAGGUUGAGGAUUAUGAAAAGAUCGGAUGCUGCAGGGUUUGGGCUGCAGCCUAGAGGAGUAGACGAGUGAUAUGGUGACUUGACCAAGAAGCAAGGCACUGGUUGAAUAAUUUAACCUUUAAAUUUGAUCAAGAUCCUUUAGAACAUUUUUCCUAUUCAUGUUAUAUAUAAUAUUCAGAAAUGAUAUCUCCCAGGGAGGGUUAAGGAAAAAAAAUAUAUAUAUAUAUGUUAUAGUGUUAUUCUAUAAGAUAAUUUAAGUUAUGGUUUGCAUAAUUAUCUACAGAAAGACAGCUACAUAUAUUUCUUGAGAUUGAGUUAAGACAUUACUUUGUUUAAAAAUCUAAUGUUAUUCGGAUCCAUGUAAGUAUAAUACCUGGCGGAAACCUUUGUAGCGUUUCCAUGAUUUCCUUCAAAUUUGUUAAUUUCAGCAUAAUUGACUGUU
Messenger RNA from Raphanus sativus (radish), 1044 nucleotides. RefSeq names its product auxin-responsive protein IAA19. Gene Ontology annotation, cellular component: nucleus. Gene Ontology annotation, biological process: regulation of DNA-templated transcription. Gene Ontology annotation, molecular function: protein binding. The record is from RefSeq and is a predicted model, not a curated record. NCBI's taxonomy places the organism in Eukaryota, Viridiplantae, Streptophyta, Magnoliopsida, Brassicales, Brassicaceae. The coding region runs from base 88 to 672 and encodes 194 amino acids. The transcript is spliced from 3 exons.